AUGGCGCAAGACGAGUCUAUUGCCGAUGCUGAGAAGGAGGUGCUGGAGUUGGAAGCGCGUCUGGCCGCGGCGAGGGGCAAGUUGAAGAGUCUCAACUCGGCUCUACCACUAGGCUCGUUCGCCUUCAGCAGCGGUCUCGAGUCCUACUUAGCGCACACCCGAGGCCGCUCCUCCUUCAACAUCUUCCUUCCAGAAUCCAUCUCCGCCUACGCCUCGACGACGCUUCCCUUCGUCCUCGCAGCGCACCGCGAUCCCUCUGCGGUCGCGGAGCUGGACGACUUUCUCGACGCAGCAAUCAUCUGCACCGUCGGCCGCCGCGCCUCCAUAGCGCAAGGCCGCGCGCUGCUGUCCAUCUGGGAACGCUCCUUCGCCUCGUCUCUGCCCCGCGAUGUAGUCGAGACAUUACAGCCAUACGCGGCCAUGUUAAAGUCUGCGUCGUCCAGACCGAGCGCCGAUGAGUCUGACGACCCGCCGCUGGUGUUUACGCAUCUUGCGCCCCUUUUCGGGGCCAUCUGCAACUUGGUCGGGCUCACCCUGCAUCAGACGGCGUAUGUCUUCAUGAUGGGCCACAUCAAGGCUCUGGUAUCGGCGGCCGUGAGAGCGAGCAUGUUCGGGCCAUACCAGGCGCAGAAGGUCCUUGCUAGUGGACAAGUCCAACAAAUCAUCACUGCCGCUAUCGAGAGGGAGUGGGAGACACCAGUAGAGCGAGCCGGGCAGACGAUGCCCGUCAUGGAUUUAUGGAUAGGCAGACACGAAGUUCUGUAUUCACGAAUAUUCAACAGCUGA
Molecule: messenger RNA, 786 nt
Organism: Colletotrichum chrysophilum
Lineage: Eukaryota; Fungi; Ascomycota; Sordariomycetes; Glomerellales; Glomerellaceae
Exons: 2
Coding region: 1-786 (261 amino acids)
Molecular function (GO): nickel cation binding
Source: RefSeq, a predicted model, not a curated record